Molecule: messenger RNA, 2180 nt
Organism: Hypanus sabinus (Atlantic stingray)
Lineage: Eukaryota; Metazoa; Chordata; Chondrichthyes; Myliobatiformes; Dasyatidae
Gene: id3
Product: inhibitor of DNA binding 3
Exons: 3
Coding region: 147-506 (119 amino acids)
Biological process (GO): circadian regulation of gene expression; cell differentiation; negative regulation of transcription by RNA polymerase II
Cellular component (GO): cytoplasm; nucleus
Molecular function (GO): transcription regulator activity; protein dimerization activity
Source: RefSeq, a predicted model, not a curated record
GCUAGCAUUGCUGCUUUUAUCAUUUGCGAGAACUGCAUUUUGUAAGACCGUGCUCCAAAACGAGGAUCUUUUAAGAAUAUAUAUAUAUAUACAUAUAUAUAUUUAUAGUCACAAACAAUCCUCGAGGAACUUUGAGGGAGGAAGAGAUGAAAGCUAUCAGCCCCAUCCGAUCAGUGAGAAGCUGUCACGAGGCGGUGUGCUGCUUGUCUGAUCAGAGUUUGGCCAUCUCACGGGGUAAGAACGCGGUAGAAGACUCCAUCACCUUGUUGUACGAUAUGAACGACUGCUACUGUAAACUGAUGGAGCUGGUCCCUAGCAUUCCCCAGAACAGGAAAGUCAGCAAAAUGGAAAUCCUCCAGCAUGUUAUCGAUUAUAUAUUUGACCUACAGAUUGCAUUAGAAAGCCAGCAGAAGGACCCCGAGAACACGGCAUCGAGCAGCUCCCUACUAACGUUGCAGCGGUCGGAACUGUCUAGUGAAGGAGAGAGUCUGACCUUGUGUCACUGAUAAAAGCCGCGGUGUGCGUCCAACUCGCCGCUCUCGAGUGUCCCGCCAGUGAAUCAAGCGUCAAGACCUCACACCCCCUCCCCACCCUUCCCGUUACCACUUCCAGCAAUGUCUUCAACAUUUCAAGGACAAAUCGUGUUUUGUGUUUUUUUUAAAGAACGAGCCCGUACAUAUCUGGGGAGCGCUUUCGAUUUGGCACCCAGAGUACUCUAUUUAUAAACACCUCGCAUUUUAUCUUAAGGACCAAAGAAUUUUAAUGAAGUCAGCUUGAUUUCUUGAAAGAUAUUUUUAGAAAUUAAUGGAGAAAUUAUGUGAUUCAUGAUUAAUCUUUUGUAAGAUGCUGGUUGAUUGGAACUUGAUGAAAAGCAGCAAAUACCAGGAUUUAAGUUCAGUCGACAAUUUUUUUUGAGGGGACCAAACAGAGAGGAUUUGGCUGGUCUGGAAUUCAAUAUUAUAAUGGCUAGUGUAUUGACAAUUCCCGAUUAAUCAGAGCUCUUACAGUGUUCAAGCCUCAAGCUCUGUUUUUGCUCAGAACCUUCUGUGGCAUAGAUAACCGUGCUUUGCUACAGAAUUUGUGCCCCAGUACGGUGUAGGGUGCUGUUUCUCAUAGCAUGGAUCAUCCUCUUGCAGAAUGAGUCGAUGUGUUUUGGACUCACUCGUGGGGCUGUUGCCUUCAAAGUUAUAGAGUCCUAGAGAAGUACAGCAGGGAAACAGGCCUUUCAGCCCAUCUAAUCCAUGCCAACCACAGCAUCAUCCCUGCUAGAUUGUCUGUUUUCUGUAGGGACUGUAACUAUAAUCCGAGCCCCCCUCUCCUUCAUGUACUCAAGCAAAUACCUCAAGUGUUGCGAUGGUCUGUGCCACGCCACUUCAGGCAAUCCAUUCCUGGUACUCACUCCAGAGGUUACUGAUGGAUAAAGUUCUCUCAGCUCCAAUGAGAGGGCUACUACUUCCUGGUGUGUGAGGGGAACAUCUGAGCAGGUUGCAUGUGGGAACAGUAACAGUACAAUAGUGUAGGGGACUAUCGCUGGAUCUACUAAUAAGGACUACUCUUUUACCCUUAAAUAGAGCCAUCAAUUAAGGCCAUAAGGUAUAGGAGCAGAAUUAGGCCAUUUGGCCCUUCAGGUCUCCUGUAUUUCGUCAUGGCUGAUCCAUUUUCCCUGUCAGCUCCAAGUGCAGUAUCGCGAUUUUAAGACAUGCCCAAUUUUCAACAUGUGGACCCAAGGAUUCUCCAGUUAGGCCUGUAGCACUGUCUGGGAAUAGUCGGAUCAGGAAGUCUCCCAGUUUCUUAACACUUGUGAUGACUACCAUUUCACUGUUGAAACUUGUGCAUGCAGUACUGCACUGUUCUAAAUAUUUUUCAAACAAAUCCCAAAAAAAAACUCUUGAAACUUUUGAAACAUGUCUGUACUGGGAGGAGGAAUCUAUGUCCAUUCUAGUGGAAAUGCACAAAUCUUGGAGAAGAGCUUCAAGUAGACGCUGCAUCAUUGAUCUGUAGAAGGGGGAGUGAAGUUCCCCAACUUUUGCGAACUCUAUACUAGAGUAUCUUUUGUAUAUUUGUGGGGAGAAAUUUUCCUGCGAACAUGUAUUUCUUCUGAUGUUUUUAAAAAAAACUUUUUAUAAAAGUUUAUGGACAUGUAAAUUUUAUACAUAAUAAAAAUACAUUUAUAAAUAUAA